Linepithema humile (Argentine ant) is the source of this 1252-nucleotide messenger RNA. RefSeq names its product calcium-binding and coiled-coil domain-containing protein 2-like. The record is from RefSeq and is a predicted model, not a curated record. NCBI's taxonomy places the organism in Eukaryota, Metazoa, Arthropoda, Insecta, Hymenoptera, Formicidae.
UGAUGUAUAUAUAUUCUCAAUAACGGAUUUAUCAAAACGCUGUCAUAUCGCUGCCGGCACCGGCAGUUCAUAUCGGAACACGCUUCCGAUUCGAAGCGUUUAAAAUAUUGAACUUUCAAAUGGCUGUUGCGCAAAAGUUUUGCUGAAAAAAAUAAAACGCACGCUGUCGACGAGCAUUGUUAUCGUUCUGAUGACGUCGUUUUCCUCGCUUAAUGAGAAUCGGAUUCUCGAACAGUGAGAGGUUAUGUGUGGCCACGGCUCAUGUUUCACAGAAAACGCGCGUGACACGUAGAUUAUUUGCAUAUACACAUCGUUCUGGAAGAGUAUCAAUAACGUGGCAUAUGUUCCGUGAAGUAUAGCUGGCACACAACACGAAAAAGAGAGUGAUGGGAAUCGACGGUAUGAGGGUCGGCGGAGGCAGAUGCCCGCCCCUUCUUGUUGGAGGACUUCUCCUGGCGUGUCUUAUGCUCAUCUGCAACUGGUGGACCUUAUCUUCCGAGAACCUGGAGCUUGUCAGGCAAAUCGACGACCUCAACGAGCAGCUCAAGAUCAGUGCUGAAGAGAGGGAUCAGUGUGUAACAUUACGUGGUAACCUAGAGCAGAGGUAUAAACACACAGAGGAUGAACUGGCUACAUUACACCUUCGCUUGGAGCAACAGCUUGAUUUUAAAAAGAAAAACGAUGAGCUAGAGGAUUCAGUGACAGUAUGCAAAAGCGAGUUGGACUCAUUAAACAAACUGGACGCCACUAAAACUGCGACAUUAGAAACAUUGAGAUUAGAAAAAGACACAAUUAAUACUCAAUUAGAUCAAAAGCGAAAUGAGAAUAAACAGUUUAAAGAAGAAGUAGAAGAGCUGAAAAAAGAAAUAGAUCAACUCAAGCUUAGUUGUAAUGCGCCACCUGAGAAGAAACAGACUCCAUAUCUUCAAUCACUUGAAACGGAUUCAAAACAAGUCAAUGCCAAUGCGUCGUAUGCUGCCGCGGAGGGUAUUGCCGAGUUCGAAGAUUUUGCACGUGAUAACAAUGAAGAUGAAGUUCAGAGCACAGACGGGACUAUGCUACUUCCAGAUGAGGAAGAAGGGAAAGCGCAGAGUGCCACACAGAAACUUGAAGAUAAAACUAAAUAAUACCGUGAAAUUAUUUAGAAUUAAAUGACUCAGUUUUGCAAUAACUUACAAGUUAAUUUUUAAGAUUUUAUGACGUCAAUUAAUUUUUAAGAGUUUUAAAAAGUUCUGAAAGUAUAAUUACAAAU